AUGGCCCCCAAGUACGUGAAUGAGAAGGCCCAGGCGGCAAAGGACCGCAAGUCCUCCGCCAAGGAAGCAGAGAAGGCGGCCAAAGAGAAGGCGGCAGAGGACCGCAUGUGGAAGGAGGCGGGGGAGGGCGCGAAGAGCAAGGCGCAGGCGAAGCGGGACGAAGAGGCGAAGCAGCGCGCGGUGAGCAGCCGCAUGGACGUGCAUGAGACGGCAGCCAAGAAGGCGGAGGCGAAGCGGCUGGCUGAGGAGGAGGAAGCGGCCCUCUCCCGGGCCAAGCCCAAGCCCGGGAAGGUCAGCGGGCCCAAGGUGACGCACCACCAGCUGACGCUCACCAGGGAGCAAGAGGAGGCAGAGCGCGCCGAGCAGGCAAAGCAGCGCCAGCUGGCGUCUAAGCGGGAGGUCGACGAGGCAAGCUAUGGCCGGCUGGUGGACACGGCGAACGCCAACAGGCAGGACGACACUGUGGCGGCCAGCGGCGUGGAUGAGGCGAUCCAGGCACUUAGCACGCUCAGCACGGGGGAAGCCCCCGGGUCUGUCGACAAGCACCCGGAGAAGCGGGCGCGUGCGGCAUGGCAGGCGUACGAGGCGGCAAACCUGCCCUUGCUCAAAAUGGAGAAGCCUGGGCUUAAGCAGAGCCAAUACCGGGACAUGCUCUGGAAGUCCUGGCAGAAGUCCCCCGACAACCCGUUGGUGGCGGCAGGCAAGAAGUGA
Molecule: messenger RNA, 711 nt
Organism: Monoraphidium neglectum
Lineage: Eukaryota; Viridiplantae; Chlorophyta; Chlorophyceae; Sphaeropleales; Selenastraceae
Exons: 7
Coding region: 1-711 (236 amino acids)
Biological process (GO): transcription by RNA polymerase II
Cellular component (GO): nucleus
Molecular function (GO): transcription coactivator activity
Source: RefSeq, a predicted model, not a curated record